AUGGCCCUUCAACUCCUCCUCGCGCACAAAAUAACCACUCCUCCGCCGGCCGCCGCCCGCCAAUCUCCUCCGCCGGCGCGCCUCUCUCCGCCCUCCCGCCCCUCCCCCCUCCUCUCCCCUCCCUCUUCAUCAUCAUCAUGCAUCAUCAGCUUCGUCUUCUUCGUCGUCUUCGGUCUUCUACUCCUUCGCCACAUUUCUCUGCAGCGGCUCAAAUGCUUUGAUCCGGCGCCGAGGCCGACCCGGAGCGCGUGGCGGAGCUCUUCCUUCGGCGUCGGCCAGCGUCCGCGCUUCUACGCGUCAGCGCCCGCUCUUCUCCAUCGCCGUGCUGAAGCUCUCCCGCGCCUUUCGCGACGCCCCGACCUCGUGCGGCGCCUCCUCGACCCGCUCCUCGCCUCGCCGCUCGCCCCCGCCUCCGAGGGCUUCCUCGCCCGCGUCCUCUCCCUCUACUCCUCCGCCUCCCUCCCCGACGCCGCCGCCGACGCCUUCCUCCGCCCCCCCCCCCACCCCCGCUCCGACCUCGCCCUCUCCGCCCUCCUCUCCGCCUUCCUCCACAACCGCCGCUUCCGCGACCUCCGCCUCGCCUUCGACCGCGCCCACCCGCCGCCCGGCGUCGCCUCCCACAACGUCCUCCUCCGCGCCCUCUGCGAGACCGGCGACGUCGCGGGCGCCCGCAACCUGCUCGACGAAAUGUCCCGCCCCGACAACUCCCGCCCCGCCCCCAACGUCGUCUCCUACAACACCCUCCUCACCGCCUACCUCAAGAACAGCGGCGAAGGCGCCGGCGACGAGGACUUGGACGAAAAAUUCGACGAGAUCCUCCACGAGAUCGCGCGCCGGGGAAUCGAGCCGAGCGUCGUCACGUUCAACUGCCGGAUCGCCCGGUUCUGCGCCAAAGGCGAGAGCUUUAAGGCCGAGGAGCUGCUCGACGUGAUGCUUGCCAAGGGGAUCCGGCCGAACCUCGGCACCUUCAACGCGCUGAUUGCGGGUUUCUGCAAGGAAGGGGACGCGGAUGCGGCGGUUGGGGUUUUCAAGAGGAUGAAGGCGAUGAAGAGGCGGAACGGGAGUGACGGCGUCGCGCCGAAUGCCGACACGUACGUCGCGCUGCUGCGCGCUCUGAUUUGGAAGGGGGAUUUUGAGGGGGCUCUGGGGAUCUGCAGGGAGUGCUUGGCCAGGAAGGUCGCGCCGCCCUUCGAGGUGACAAAAGGAUUGAUUGAGGGUUUGGUGAGGGAGUCGAAGGUCGAGGAGGCGAGGGACGUCGCAGAGAAGAUGAGGGCGGUGGUUAGAGGCGACGCGAAGGAUGCUUGGGAUAAAGUUGAAGGUGAGCUCUCUUUGGAGAAGGGAACCGAGGAUUCAGGGCAAUGAAUUAUUGCCAACGAAUAGGAAAUAGGUGAGAUCUUCUUUUGUGCUUUGAAAUGAAGAACAAGAAGAUGGUUUAUGACACAUGAAGCGGAUGAAACUAAACGCAAGUUCAUAUCAUCGAAUGCUUGUUGUGUACAUCGUCUAGCGAGGUGUUUGGAUUGAUGCAAAUGCUUUUCGAUCAUAAACGUAGUUGGAGUAGAAACAUUUGUUUAGUUGUCGAUCAUGAUAAUAUUGAGGACAUAUGCCGCCGCCACCGCCGCCUAGUUAUGAACUGCAUCUUGAAUUGUUUCAACAAAGAUGAAUUUGGAACUUUUGCAGGGACAUCUUUUCGCGACGAAUUGAGUUCCAUGGCUACGAGGUGGAUCUCUUCUGUACCAUUGUAGGUGACAGCUAAUCUAAUAUUUUUACUCUGGCUAAACUUGAUCUACGAUCAGUUUGUAAUAACAUCAAUCCAAGCGCCCCUCAAAGGGCUGAUAUUUCGACUCGAGCUCUUCUCGCGGUGUUUCAGAAUUAUUUUGUUUUUUUUUUCUUUCUAGAAUUACAUGCCUAUGUUGUCAAAACAUGUGUUUUUUGUUCUAUUUGUGACUUUGUUAAUCGUUGACGAUAUACUUUGUUGCUGCAUCAAAAGACCAAUUAAUCAAUAAAAUUAUGCAUGUAUGCCCUUUUCAAUUACU
Ananas comosus (pineapple) is the source of this 2033-nucleotide messenger RNA. Its product is annotated as pentatricopeptide repeat-containing protein At1g11630, mitochondrial-like. Lineage: Eukaryota; Viridiplantae; Streptophyta; Magnoliopsida; Poales; Bromeliaceae. The transcript has a single exon. The record is from RefSeq and is a predicted model, not a curated record. Bases 1 to 1362 code for a protein of 453 amino acids. Gene Ontology annotation, molecular function: protein binding.